Molecule: messenger RNA, 2641 nt
Organism: Oryzias latipes (Japanese medaka)
Lineage: Eukaryota; Metazoa; Chordata; Actinopteri; Beloniformes; Adrianichthyidae
Gene: wipf1b
Product: WAS/WASL interacting protein family, member 1b
Biological process (GO): actin filament-based movement
Cellular component (GO): actin filament
Molecular function (GO): actin binding
Source: RefSeq, a predicted model, not a curated record
UACAUCUCACCUCCAGCCUAUUUCCUGUCUGUGUGCAAGACAUGGUUAACUAGCACUUCUUCAAAUGAUGCUUCUGUUUAAGUCCUGUGUUUUGGAUCUGACGGCGCAUGAACAGACGAUGUUGAUUUGAUUGCAGCUGUUGUUCACGUUUUGCAGUUUUAUGCGAAAUGAACAAAGUUCCUGCGUCUACUGUCUUCUGAACUUACUGCUUCUAUCGACACUGAUUAAGGUGCGGCAGCCAGUGGUGAUAGAGUAAAGCGAAGCCAUGCCAGCCCCCCCGCCCCCACCGCCCCCGGGGCCUCCCCCUCCUCCGACCUUCAAUCUUGCGAACACAGAGAAGCCAGCGCUGAACCGCUCAGAGCAGCAGGGAAGGGGCGCUCUUCUGUCUGACAUAUGCAAAGGCGCCCGGUUAAAGAAAGCUGUAACAAAUGACCGCAGCGGGCCCGUAUUUGAGAAACCCAAAGGAGGAGGUGGUGGUGGAGGCGGAGGAGGAGGAGGAGGAGGAGGCGGAGGCUGUGGAGGAGGAGGUUUUGGUGGGGGGUCACCUGGGGGUUUAGGGGGCCUUUUUGCAGGGGGGAUGCCAAAACUGAGGUCUGCAGCAAACAGAGAGUCUAAUGAUUCAGGACCCAGUCGUGGACCUAUUCUCCCCCCAGGGGCUCGCCCUGGCGGCCCCAGUUCCUAUGGUGGAGGCGGUAGCCCCUCUGGCCCUCCUAAACUCCCAGGUGCUCCUUCUGUUCCCCGUAGCAGUCCUCCUGAUCUUCCGAGGGGCCGCCCAGGUCAGCCAUCAAGGCAGGACUCUCCAGGAGGGGGCCCCCCUCCCUUACCAAACACACCAAGACCUUCCCAGGGCUUCCAGUCUCGUGGUGUCCCACCUCCAUCCUCACUCCCCGGAGGACCCAAACCGAGCCCCGCAUGUGCGAUGCCACCACCUAGUGUGCCAUCAGGCAGGCACGGGCCCCUUCCUCCCCCACCAAGAAGCUCCUCGCCAGGAUCCUUUCCACCCCCACCACCCUCCAAUGGCAGCAGACCUCCUUUACCCGCGGCUCCUGGAGGACGGCCUCCUCUUCCAGAUGACCGACCGCCCCCGCCUCCAGCCCCAGCAGGAGGUUUCCGUCCAUCUAUGCCCCGUGACAUGCCCCCACCCCCUCCUCCCUCUUCCAAUUCUAGACCGUCUCCUUCCUCAUCGAGUCGACCACCAGCUGUUGGGGGUACACCCCCUGUGCCACCAGGACGACCAGGCCCUCCCCCGCUCCCUCCAGGCCCCGGCGGAGGGGAUGAGCUGAGCACACCCCGUUUGCCCCAAAGAAACAGCUCCCUCAACAGUCACAGUCCAGCACCCCCACCUGGUCGGGCAGGAAAUCUGCCUCCUCCACCAUCUGAAAGACCACCACCCUUUGGAAAGAACCAGUCAUUUUCACGCUCAGGUCCUCUUCCCCCUCCGCCUCCUACAGGUCGUAAUGUUGGCGUUAGAUCUCCACCUGUACCCGCUCCUCCUAGUCGGCCAGGUCCAGACCCACCCCGUGGUGGCCCUGGUGGCCGACCUCCACCGCCGCCAGACAGACAGGGCUCAGUAUCCUUUCCUCCUCCACCACCCAUGGGAAAUGGCUUCCAGAACUCUCACCACAACCAGUUUCAGGACGAAUGGGAGAGUCGGUUCAGUUUCCAACCGGUGUCAGACUUUCCUCCGCCUGAACCUUACGUGUCUUCUCCCAAGACUUACCCCAGCAAACUUGCCAAGACAGAUGGCAAAGGUCCUGGUAAAAAGGAGAGAGGAGCUCCUCCUCUUCCUCCCGUACCCAGGUGAACAAAAGAUGGCAGCCAUGCCCAACCUCAAGAAGACCCACUCCUUUUCUUUACCUGUUUUUAUCAUCAUGCUUUGACCUGCUGCAUGACAAUCAUAUGGAGACGGAGUUCAGUGAACUGUCACCAAGCAAAAGCAGACACUCAGAAUGUAGCUGCAUCGAACUUUGUUCAGGUCUACAUCAGGCUGAUAACUUUUGUUAUUCUGAUCCCACCAACCAUCCCAGUUUCCUGUGGAACUGAUUCCUGGUUUACCUAAGAGCUUAUAUUUGGAAGGUCCUCAAAUGGUUUACUGAGAUCAUAUGUUUUUAUAAAAGCUGUUGCUCCCAUGUCAGAUGUGCCUUUUUGUUGUUGAAAGUGAAAAAAAUGAGUGGAGUUAUUAAAGAGCGAGCUCCAGUAAAAGAAGACUUUUCAUGUGCAAAAGCAUCCGUCUGUCACCGUCUGAAUGUUUCUGUUGGGAUUACGUAACGGUACGCUUGUGGACAGUUGUGGGUGAUUAAAAAAAAGAGAUUUAAUUGAUUAAAUCACAAAUAACUGCAUUUUUAUUUGUUAAAAUACUUUAAAGGACUGUAAAUGAUACAAAGGACAGUGCAGUACAGGUUUUGACAAGAAUUUUGUAUUUUGAAAUCUCAAGACUUUCAGAAGAAAAUGAAACUGGAUUGAUCAAAUAAAGCACCUUUAAUAAGAAAGUUAGAAUAAAAACAAAAUACUUUUUAAUAUACAUUAUCACAAUGCACAUUUAUCACAGACUGAAAUGUUUUAUAUCAUCAAAUAAUUAUAUAUGAAUCAUUUACAUAUUGAUGCAAUAAAGUGGACAAUAAAUUGGAACAUGAAAAUGUGA